AUGAUGAUAUCGCGGUCAAAACAUCGUUCUUCGGUGGAAGUGUGCUCUGAUUGUGGGGCAUCGGAUCCAUCUUGGGCGUCUAUUAAUCGCGGCUUGCUGUUAUGUGCCGAGUGCUGCAGUGUUCAUAGAAGUAUGGGAAGACAUAUUUCGCAUGUAAAAUCUUUACGGCAAGGCUCAUGGCCGCCUUCACUCUUAUCGAUGGUGCAAGCACUCACUGCACAAAAUGUGAAUAGUAUAUGGGAACACUCUUUACUCGAUACUUCAGCUCCUAAACAUUUAAGGAAGAAACCACAACCAAAAGAUCCAUUACACCCGAUAAAGUCAGAGUUUAUAUUGGCCAAACACCUUAGAUUGGCAUAUGUUUUGAGAGCGAGGAGAGAUGAACCUCCAAGUGAGUUAGGGAGACAAUUGCAUAGUGCAGUGAGGAGCUCCUCAUUAGACACAGCUAUGAGACUGCUAGCUCAAGGUGCUGAUCCUAAUUAUUAUAAUCAGGAAAAAGGCAGCACUUGUUUACAUGUAGCAUGUAGAGCGGGGCAGCCGGCUCAGGCAGAGCUGCUGGUGACCUGGGGAGCUGAUCCUACUGCUAGAGACAGUACUGGCAACACACCUGCCGAUUGUGCUAGGCAAGGAGGACACACAGACCUAGCAGACAGGUUAACUGAGCUUGUGUAUGAAGCUACGGACCGUAUGAUCCAUUUCUUAACUGGAGAGAAACCAGACCAUGCCGCAGGAAGACACUACAUAGUUCCCCGAGCUCAUGACACCCAUGAGAUGACGGAUGUUGCUAAGGCUGCAAGGGGAAAGUUGCAAUUGCUGCCAAAUCAUUUGUUUGAAGAGCUAGUCAUGGAUAUAUACGACGAAAUCGAUCGACGCGAAACAGAAGCGAUCUGGCAAACGAGUGCGACAGGGCUGGAGCGGUGCGGUGUGGCCUUCCUACCAGUGAACCCGGCACUCUCCGCGCCCAGGAACCAAGGCAGGCAAAAGUUGGCGCGGCUCUCUGCGCCCGAGCUGGCCGCCUUGUUGAGGGAUGUUCUGCUCGAUGCUACUAGAAGACAGCGACUUGCUACACUGCAGCCAAGAGCACUCACAGGGCCCAUGAACCCUCUGCUAUCAGCGAGUCACCUGAAGCACUUCUCCCAAAUGUCAGAUGACGAGCCCCUGUACGACUCGGUGGCGUCCGACGAAGAUUACGCCGCGCUCGCGCCCAUUGACUUGGAUAUGUCCAAUUUAGAUCCAAGAGCUGGAGAAACAGUCUCCUCUACGUACAAUCCGUCGCUACCGACAGAACAUACCAUAGUCGAACAUCGAAUCCACUCUCCGAGCCCCGAUCAAAAACCUGAAGUGAAGAAACACGAAAUCGAAAAUCUCAAAAAGGAACUAGACAAUCGAGACUCGACCAUCACAGAACUAAAGAACCAGUUAAAGAAUCUUCAAACGAUUGUAGAACAGCUGACGAAAGAGAACAGUGCUCUGAAGACCACUAGUAGUGUGGACGAUGACCACAGCAUGACCUCUCAGACCUCCAUCAAUGAUGCCAACCUAGAUCUGACUCCUCAAGAGCGUGGCAGGAGCUUGGAGACGGAACAGCUGACGAUGUCGGAGGACCUGGAAGUGAGGCCCAAAACUGCCCAGCGACCGGUCAGUAUGUUUGAGGCUAGGGAGGGACCAAAGAAUAACUGGCAAGUUACUAAACACCAGCUAACGAGCAUUCCUGGCUUAGAACGUUCCUUAACUCAGAGUGCUCUAGAAGGGGGUAUCACCAGCGUGUCUGAUGACGGGGCGUCAGGGUCUGGUACCAGUGGGUUUGGAGAGGUCCUGGAGGUGCAGAGACGAGCUGAAGCUGUAACCAGAUGCAUCCAGGAGUUGUGGGCUGCAGCCAGGUUGCAUAGGAAUAAGCUUCCAGAGUGUGCAGAUUCUAUCAGAAGGACGGUGGCUUCUUUACUGGCAUUGUUUCCUCAGACAUGCACGGACCCCACCCUGCAGCAAGUGAUCACCGACCUGCAGAGCGCCAGCGAAGAAGUGGUGCUAGCGUGCAGCAGCCGCGCGCCGCUGGACCACGUGCGCACCUCCGCCUACGACCUGGCCAAGGCCACCAAGCUGCUGGUCACCCACUUCCAGCCCUCC
Brenthis ino (lesser marbled fritillary) is the source of this 2124-nucleotide messenger RNA. The record is from the annotation of a GenBank genome assembly. Lineage: Eukaryota; Metazoa; Arthropoda; Insecta; Lepidoptera; Nymphalidae.